GUUAUGUUACUAAAGCAUGCGUGUUUGUUUGGUACAAAUUCUUACUGUACAGCACUUGAGCUUUCAUUGGUAAGGUAUUACUAGUCCAUGUUGACAUGGGUUUUUAAAAGUUUAUUCCCUCCCUUAUCCGGUAGUAUGGUGCGGCCCAUGCACAAUGGUCUGAAUUACCGAAAGGGCUCAAAUUUCCGCCUACUUUUGUAACUGAUUGUGUCGUUUUUCCACGGUAGUUGGCAGUGGUUUGCUUGUGUAGGACAUGGCAAGGACUUUUCCUGUACAUUUACAUUGAUUCCUGCACGUCUUGCCCAGCUGAGUGCCGUGUAGAAUAGUUGUGCCAACUUUGUUUUGCCCGAGGCGGUUUGUCGUAUCGGUAUAAACUGUGACAAACUUUCCCAGGAGUGGACUGGUGUCCUCGCGGCGUGGGCCAGAGGUUUGAACCUCAAACAACGGACUUUGCUUUGCUUUGGGUUCAGGACUACAAACUUUGUCGCGUUGCUGACUACGGUAAACAGAACGGUGUGCUGUACGUUUUUUCUCCCUAAGGACAAGCAUGUCGUAUAUGUACGACCCGGACACCGACGCCAGGGCGUCCGCCCUCCGGACCAAGCUGUUCGGGUCUCCCGGCGGGGCGGAUGGAAAUGUGUACGGGGAGGGUCCGGCACGGUCCCGCCGGCGGCAGGGCAGGCACGAUCGCGGGGUGUCCGACCCGGGACGGCUCAGCGCCGAGUCAGGGGUGGCUAGCAUGGACACUACGGCAGAACCCAGGACAAGUUGGAAGACCCUUCUACAGCAGUCUCGGAACCAGGAGCUGGCUGAUGCCAUCCAGACGUCCCUGGACCUGGCGGGUCCGCGAGGAAACGGCAGCGAGGGGUCCCGCCCCCACUCUCCCACACACGACUCCGACAGUGGAAUAAGCCACAGCCUGUCCAUGUCUUCUCUGAAGACAAAGUCCCCCGUCAUCGCCAGAGCUUUGUCCCUUCUCGGUGAAACAUACGACCGAAGGAAAGAGGAGCUGGGCCGUCCCGUCCACAGAAGUCCGUCCUGGUCCAAACCUCACUCCUACAGCAAAAACAGACCUCAGAACUCCAUCUACAGGGCACAGUCCCACGAGUCUCUACACAGGCCCCAGGACUCCCUGUUCAGAAGUCCCUCUCCAAGCAGACAGCAGUCCCAAGACUCUUCCUUCUACGCCACGCCAAGCGGGAUGUCGCCGGAGAAGGUACUACAGGACAGUCUGCAGGAGAGCGAGUCCAGGAGGCUCAACCUGGUGGACAAACUGCGGGAGGCGCAGGAGACUCUGCAGCUGCAGACGGAGAGGCUAACCGAGGCUGAGGGGAAGCUAAGCGAGAGCAAGAUGACCGUAGCUAACAUGAAGUCUCACCAACAGCAACUGGAGUUCCGAGUGAACACGCUGGAGAAGGAUAAGGCUGAGCUGGAGGCGACACAGAUUGAAGGCAUCCAGAGGAGGGAUGAGCUUCAUGACAGAAUUGGUCAGCUGGAUGCUGAACUGCAUGGCUUACAGGCCUCCUACAGCACCUUACAGGCAGAGUACAGGCAGAGACAGGCCCUAGUGGACCAGACCAGUACUGCACUCAACAUGAUGGAGCAGGAAAACAACAACUUUCAGAAGACCAAAGACACCAUGGGUCGGGAGAUGACUGCUCUGAAAGAGUCUCUCCAGCUGGCCAAGCUGCGGGCGGACAAGCUGGAGGCAGAGAAACAAGUCUCACAGCAGGAGGCGAACAGUCUUAGGGAGAAACAGCAAGCCUUGAUCACACAGAACAGCGAGGUUACCCAGAAGCUGGCAGAAGUCACCACGUCAUACGCACACCUGAAGGAUGACUGGUCCAACAUCGGAGAUGAGUUCAGCAGGGUCAAGCAGGAGAGAGACAGCUUGUUUACCCGGACGACCAGACUAGAGGACGUGUUGGCCGAUGCAAAGUCCAAACUAGCCAGCGUGACGGCAGAGAAGGACAGACUGUUUCAGGAGAAGAUUGACCUUCAUCAGAAGGUGCAGAAGAUGACGGUGGACAAGGAACAGCUUCAGAAGGCCAAACAUGCGGUAGAAGAACAGUGUACAGAGCUACACGUGGACCUGGCACAGGCCAAGCUGUCUGCAGACAAGAACAACCAGGAGAAACUCCGGGUAGAACAGGAGCUCAAUGCUGUCAAAAAGGUGAGUGAAGACCUGUCCAGCGAGCUGUCGAUGGUCAAGCACAACUUGGAGAAGGCCCAAGAGCUGAACAAACAGCUAGAGAACAGCAAACGCCUGGCAGCACAACAGCAGUUGAUGUUGGAGGGGGAGCUGAAGAGGGUCACACAGGACAAGGACCUACUGAACAAGUCUUUUGAGAGGUUGAAGAAGGAGCAAGAGACAGACAGAGAAAGGUGGGAUGAGCAGCAAAGGAACCUCAGGGAAACAUUACAGGAGCUGAGAGACAACAAACAACAGCUGGACACAAGAACAAGGGAGCUUGAGAAGAAACUGUCCCUUGCAAAUGAGGAGCACCAGUACACCAUGGGCCAGGUGCAGGCGGAGUGUGCGGAGUGGAGAGACACGUGCGAGCGGCUGACGGGCAUGUUUGAGAGGAAGGAGGACGAGGCGCGGAAUCUGCAGCAAAAGUUACAGGACAUUCAGGAGAAGAACUCUGCCCUGAGAAUGGAGCAGCAGCUGAGGACCAUGAAGGAGGCAGAGCUGACGGAAGCCCAGCAGGAGAUGGACAGGCUGGGUGAAGAGAAGCAGAGACUGCAGCAGGAGAAUGCGGAGAACCAGCAGGUCAUCAGGCUGUUAGAGAUGCAGAAAAACAUCCUCACUAAGCCCCAGCCAGGCUCAGAGCCUUAUGAGCAGCUCCAGGCAGAGGUGGACAGGAUGAAGGCAGAACUGACACUGAACCAGGACAAACUAGAAGAGCUACAGCGAGAUAGGACUCAGCUGAUACAACAGAUAGAAGAGUUAAUGGCGGAAAAAGACUCCAGCCUGUCCAUGGAUCGCACCAAGAUGUCGGAGAUCCUGAUCAACCACCCGACCAUCCGCACAGCCGAGCUGGACGAGCGCUGCCAGGCUCUGGAGAGGGAGAGGCUGAACCUGCAGGGGGUCAACGAUGACAUCAAACAUCAGCUCACCAGGCUGGAGAAGGAGAAUGAGGUAUUGCGGCAGAGGCUGUCUGCCGCCGAUUCUCCCAGUGGAACAGACACCAACCCAGCCUUGUUACAGUUGCAGCGAGAAAACGAGAGAUUUCAGGAAGAUUACAGGCGCUUGAAGGCCUCAUACAAUGAGCUAGAGAACAGACACCUCAGAUUAAUAUCCAGUCCAGAGAGUCCAGGAGAUAGAAGUGACGACUCAAAACAGAUGAAGAAAGAAAUAACGAGAUUAGAGAGCCAGGUGUCUCUACAGAGAGGCCAGAUAGUAUUGCUAGAAAACUCCAAGAGAAGGCUAGAGGACCAAAACAAAAAACUAGAGGCAAAGGUGCAGGAGCUAGAGGAAAGAGAAUACAACGAAUCCUUCCCGGGAAAAAGUAUACAGGAAGGGAGUAGCCAGAGAACACACAGCCGCUCCAGUGGAGAUGGAAGCAGUGGUGCUGCAGACGAGGAGAGGACAGUGCUAAUAGAGAGGCUGAAGGGGGAAAAGGAGAAGUUCCGUCGUGAGGUGGAGUCCCUGUCCUCACAGCUGAAGGAUGCUGAGACCAUCCAGGACAAACAGGAGAAAGUCAUCAAGAGCAUGAAGGAGGAACUUGAAGAUGAGAAGAUGCGCAAGCCCAAAAAGAUAAGGUUCUUGGACGAGUUGCAACCAGCACAGGAGUCGAUGGAUGAGGUGGGUGCAGAACUGCUGCACGUCCGAGGGGAGCUACAGAAGGUGUGGGACAUGAUCCACGUCAAGGAUGGGGAAAUAGAGCAGCACAGCAGACACCUGGAGGAGGCACGAGCAAAGCUAGCAGAGGUGCAGCUAGACAAGGACAGAUUGCAGCAGAAAGUAGACAGCCUACAGAGACAAGUCCUCAGCAAGGAGGAAACCAUCACAGAACUAAGAAAUGAAAAGAACAGCUUACAGGGGCAACGUAGAGGCUCAGGAACAUUAGCAGAGAAACUGGAAUGUCUGGAAACUGAGAAUCAAACAUUAAAGGACAAGUGCCAUGACCUUGGAAGGACGAUUGCUGAGUUAGAAGUCGCUAACAAAGAUCUUUCAAGAAAGUUUGAGACAGUGUCCAAAGACAAAGCUAGUGCAGACAAGGAGAUCAGCAGCUUGAGAAGUAGUAUAGCAGAAGGAAGCGGUUCCGAUGAUGAGAGGAGGCGGCUGGGGGUGGAGUGUACACGGCUGACUGAUGAGUUGGACAUCAGUGCCCUUGAGUUGGAGGAGAAGACAAAACAGGUGUCAUCUUUAGAAAAAAGGUUACAGAAUUCACAAGAGCAGCUUCAAAGAGUAAAAGAAGAGAAGAGAGGUCUCGAAGCUAAGGUUGAGAACCUGCAGACAGAAAAUGAUGAACUAGAGGAGAAACUAAGAAGAGUCCUAACACAGAGGAUACUCGGUGACUCUUCAAAGAAGGAACCAUUCUCUGAUGACACUGCUCCGCCACACACCAGCUCUGCACCAAUCAGCCCAAAGAAGACUGAUGCUCCAAAUGGCGUGCCCCAUGGCAGAACUUCUACCAGCACUCCUGAUUGGAGGAAAAUCUUUGGCAGGCCAGACGGAGUUGGGAAGAGCCAGACAGGGCAGACCAGUCCAGGGGGCAGCAGAGAGGGGGGGCCAGGUUCUCCCGAGGGGGGUCGAAGAAGCCUCCCCAGAACCCCAGGGGGGGAGGAGGAGGAGACAAGUCCCAGGUCACCUCGGAGGAGCAGUGGCAUUCCCAGGCUGACUACUCUCAUCAAUGGAGCUAAACCAACACCCAGACACACGGGGAUGCUGCGGUCAAGGUCAACAGAAGUUCUGAAGCCCAAGCAGUCCAGUCAGAUUCCGUCCACGUCCAAGUCCGCGGGGGCGGGGCUGUCACGGUAUCCGUCCACGCCAAUCCUCGCAGCCCACGCCAAAUCCAGGCUUCCCGUCAGGAGACCUGGGUCCACAUCUCGCAGCUUGUCACCAGAACGGAAAUGAUACAACUGUGAACUCCAAUGUUCUUGCCAGGCCUUUUCAGCAUAGGGGGGUUUGGUUUGGAUCCCCUAUGCUGUGAUUUGGUCCCCCAUCCUGCGUUUUAACCAACGAAGGGGAGUUUUCUGUAGUUUUGUACCAAAGGUAAAAUAAAGUUAGUUCUAUUUCCCUACGUUUUGGCCCUCAAAAUGCAGGAAAUUGUGUUUCAGGGGGUUAAAAAUUAGGAGGCCCCUUGCAAUGCUCACGCCUGCAUCACAUUCCACAUGGCUUUGGGGCACUAAGAUGCCCCUAUGCUGUGAAAAAAUCCUGGUGAGAACACUGAACUAAUCUAUUUUCACAGCAGCUUGAUAUCGCAGCAGAAAGGGAAAGAAGGAUUUCAUGAUGUUUGAGUUUGCAGUUGUAACGAUUCUUUGGUAAAGUAGUAAUUGGAAAGGCAUACUUGGUGUGUCAAGAAUUCGUGGUGAAACGGGGAAAAUACUGGUAAGACCAGUGUGAAUAUUUCAAGAUUUACUUAGCAGUGAAUGUACAAAGUAAAGCCAAUAUGCCAUUCAUUCAAUGGAGCUAAGCCAUGAGAGGUACAUUUGAGUAUAUAUAUAUUAUUAUGUUAUGUUUAAUUUAAAACUCCUUUUGAUUCCAUUGUUGCAAAUGUGGGACAACUUGCAAACUUUGAGAGAUUCAAGAUGGUGACCAGUAGAUGGUAACAUUGUUUAGGAUCACUUUCAGACUAUUGUUUUGUUUGCAGACACUUUGUUACCUUACUGCGUGUAAAGCCACCCUUGGCUUCAUAGACUGAUUUAAAGGUAAUCUGUAUGUGUCAUACUGUUCUAAAAAACUUUGUUUGAUAAGUGGAAAUUAUGUUUACAUCUGUGCAAAUAACGUUUUUACUUUUCUUAAUGGCCUUGCAUGUGGACAUACUUUUAUAUGAUUAUGUACCAGUAGUAUCAAGGAGGUUAACCUCCAUUGUAGUAUAUAUAUGUGGCUGUUACAGAUCAGUAUAUUGACUUGAUGCAGUACCAAAGAAGGGAAGUCA
Branchiostoma floridae (Florida lancelet) is the source of this 6107-nucleotide messenger RNA. RefSeq names its product myosin-11-like. The transcript is spliced from 38 exons. The coding region runs from base 548 to 5083 and encodes 1511 amino acids. The record is from RefSeq and is a predicted model, not a curated record. NCBI's taxonomy places the organism in Eukaryota, Metazoa, Chordata, Leptocardii, Amphioxiformes, Branchiostomatidae.